Aspergillus niger is the source of this 1149-nucleotide messenger RNA. RefSeq lists its product as uncharacterized. The transcript has 3 exons. Gene Ontology annotation, biological process: retrograde vesicle-mediated transport, Golgi to endoplasmic reticulum. Gene Ontology annotation, cellular component: endoplasmic reticulum; SNARE complex. The record is from RefSeq and is a predicted model, not a curated record. Gene Ontology annotation, molecular function: SNAP receptor activity. The coding region runs from base 1 to 1149 and encodes 382 amino acids. NCBI's taxonomy places the organism in Eukaryota, Fungi, Ascomycota, Eurotiomycetes, Eurotiales, Aspergillaceae.
AUGGCCAGCAUCGCCGAUCUACAAGCCCGCUUGAAAGAGCUCUCAACAGCUCUGUCCCACAUCCAGCCGCUGGUCUCUCGGUUAAAGGGCUUUACGACUGCAGUUGGACAGGGCGAUCAGCCGCGAUUGGAACUAGGGACGGAGAUCCAUACUCGACUGAAAGAGGCGGAGGAGCAAUUGGAGUUGCUGAAGGUCGAGGUUGAGGCCCUGGAGGCUGCAGCGGAUACGCGGCGCAAGGGUGUGGAUAAUGAGAAGGAGUCGGAGAGGGAACGGGUUAUUGCCUUGGCUGGACGGUUGGCGGAUGAUUUGAAGAGAACGAGAGGAGACUUCCGGAACGCACAAUUACAAGCGAAGCGGAACGCUGAAGUUGCCCGACGGAAAGAGCGAGAGCUACUGUUUACGAGGUCACAAAGUGCGGAGAGGAAGAAGCAGUCGAGUGAGAAGCUGACGCAGGAUGAUAUUGUCAUGAAUGCUUCGAAUGAUGUUACGGCUGCGCUGAGACGGACGCAUCAGUUGAUGCAGGCGGAGCUGUCGCGGAGUCAGUUUGCGCAGGAGACGUUAGGUUUGUGCUGGUUUACCUUGGGUGCAGGUCAGGAUCUCGAUUCUUUGAUUUCGUCGUCACGCAAUCUCAUCGGGUCUUUGCUACGCUCGCAAAAGUCGGAUACUUGGUACCUUGAGACGGCUUUCUACAUAUUGGUUGGCACCAUUAUUUGGCUUGUCUUCCGGCGGAUAUUAUAUGGUCCCCUGUGGUGGCUCGUCUGGCUGCCUCUCAGGCUGUUCGCGAGGUUCACGUUUGCUAUUUUGGGCGCCGUCGGGAUUACCAGUAAGGCUGUUCAGUCUUCUGAACCUAGUACGAUGCUCGAAUAUGUGCCGCAAGAGACCCCAAUGGUUGAGCAGAAGGUGGAGCCGAACAUCCAAAGUGCUGAGGGCGAAGCGGUCUGGGAUCAAGUUCCAGUUACGGAUGAGGCAGAGGAGGACCGCUUAAUUGAUGAGAUCGGCAAAAUGGUGGAAGAAAGCGAGGAGCAAGAGGAGACCAACAUUGACGACAUCUCAGAAGAGGAAAGGCAAAGGCAGGCGGAGUUGCCCCGGAACCCUAAGAAGAGGAUGUUCGAGGCUACGGAUGUACCACAGCAGAAGGACGAACUAUAG